Coffea arabica (coffee) is the source of this 1074-nucleotide messenger RNA. RefSeq lists its product as uncharacterized. Lineage: Eukaryota; Viridiplantae; Streptophyta; Magnoliopsida; Gentianales; Rubiaceae. Gene Ontology annotation, molecular function: nucleic acid binding; zinc ion binding. The record is from RefSeq and is a predicted model, not a curated record.
AUGGCUGAGGACAUUGCGGAUAUUCUGCAAGGAUUUACUUUGUUGAACAAGGAACUGCAGAUAACAGAGUUGGGAACACAGGAGUUAGCUUUUGGUAUUAAGGAGUGCCAAAGUAGCCUGCUAGGAAAGAUAGUGGGAGAGAAGAUAGCUAACUUUACAGGGGUAAAGAACUUUGUUACUUCCGCAUGGGGGUAUCCAAGAGAUUUGACUGUUGCGGAGUUGGGGCCCAACUUGUUCCAAUUUAUUUUGCCUAGACAAGAUGAUAGGGAGAGGAUCGCUCAAGGAGGUCCGUGGAUUAUCGACAAUCAAUUACUGGUACUGAAUAGUUGGUAUGAGGGGAUUGAAAAUGAUGAGAAGGCCUUCAAUCUAGCUCCCCUUUGGGUGCAAGUUUGGAAUCUUCCAGUCCACUACAUCUCAAAGGAAGUGGGCAAGAAAAUAGGAUCUGUUUUUCACCUGGUCAAGGAUGUCAUUAUCCCACAAACGGGUGGAAAGGAAGGAAGGCAUCUUAAGCUAGCAGUAGUAGUUGACAUUACUCAACCUUUGCUACGUGGAACUACUAUCAAAGUGGCUGGGAUAGCUAAGUGGAUACAAUUCAAAUAUGAGAGGUGCCCAGAUUUUUGCUAUAAAUGUGGCAGAAUUGGGCACAGUGAGAGAUCUUGCAGUAUGGUGGUGUGUGGGAGGGAAGGUCAAAAGGAUAAUCAAUAUGAGAUUUGGAUGAGGGCGGGUUAUGGGAAUGGCCCGAAGUCUGUUCAGAAAACAAAUUCAAGUGUUAUAUUCAACCCCCAAAGACAUCAUUGGAACUAUCAGAACGGGGAAUGGUUAGAGAAGGAUGGUCCUGAGUCACAAGCUUUUAGUCAGAGGAGAGAUGGUUCUCCAGGGUUGAUUAAGGAGUUGCAGAGGCAACCAGUCCACGAGCAGGCAGAAAGCCAACAGGAAGAUUAUGCCAAGGACAAGAGGAAGGCAAGGAUGGAAGGCACAGCUGGAACCAGUUCCAAUAUAGCAAUGGUAGCAAACAGAGAGGUAGUGGCGCUUACUGAAUUACCUCAAACUCAGUAUUGUGGGGACCUUCCUUAG